Messenger RNA from Ornithorhynchus anatinus (platypus), 1340 nucleotides. RefSeq names its product F11 receptor (gene F11R). Lineage: Eukaryota; Metazoa; Chordata; Mammalia; Monotremata; Ornithorhynchidae. The transcript is spliced from 10 exons. The record is from RefSeq and is a predicted model, not a curated record. Bases 16 to 936 code for a protein of 306 amino acids. Gene Ontology annotation, cellular component: bicellular tight junction. Gene Ontology annotation, biological process: regulation of membrane permeability; intestinal absorption; cell adhesion.
GCUCCCGCGGUCGGGAUGGCGGCGCGGGCCGGGGGGCUGCGGCUCCGGCUCCUCUUCCUCACGGCGGUGGCGGCGGCGGUGGCGGCUUCUCUCUCCUCCGGGGUUCUGGGCCAAGGCACCGUCCACACCAAAACUCCAAUCCUCCGGGAGGAAGAGCACAAACAGGUCACGCUGUCAUGCAUGUAUUCCGGGUUCCAAAACCCCAACGUCGUCUGGAAGUUCGGGCAGGGCGGCAACUCGGUGCUGGUGUGUUACGACAACAAGAUCACCGCCCCCUACGAGCAGCGGGUGACCUUCUCCCCGUCGGGGAUCACGUUCAAGUCGGUGACGCGCAAGGACAACGGGACGUACAUGUGCAUGGUCAACGACCCGGGCGGCGCCAGCUACGCCGAGGCCACCAUCUACCUCACCGUGCUGGUGCCCCCGUCGAAGCCCAGGAUCAGCGUCCCCUCGUCGGCCACCAUCGGGCACCGGGUGGUGCUGACCUGCUCAGAGGACGAGGGGUCCCCGCCCCCCGAGUACCACUGGCUGCGGGACGGCGUCCCCCUGCCCCCCAACCCCAAGAGCAGCCGCGCCUUCAGCAACUCCUCCUACACCAUCAACCUCUACACCGGGGAGCUGAUCUUCGACCCGUUAUCGGCGUCUGACUCGGGCGAGUACAGCUGCCGGGCCCAGAACGGCGUGGGGCAGGCCCAGCAGUCCGACGCCGUGCGCAUGAAGGCCUCGGAGGUGAACGUGGGCGGCAUCGUGGCGGCCGUGAUCGUGUCCCUCAUCCUGCUCGGCCUGCUCGCUUUCGCAGUUUGGUUCGCCUACAGCCGCGGCUACUUCAACAGGACAAAGAAGGGGAGCUCGGGCAAGAAGGUGAUUUACAGCCAACCGUCUGCCCGCAGUGAUGUGAGUGGCGAGUUCAAACAGACAUCUUCUUUCCUGGUGUGACCUCGCCCCUCUGAUCACACCCCGCACCCCGGCCCGGCCCCCCCACCCCGUAGUUAGGAUGUUUUUAUAUGGAUCCCCCCUCCCCUUCCCGCCUGGGCAUUUGCUGGUGAAACCGCGGUGCUGACCCCUGACCCUUGACCCCGGCCCCCUCGCCCACAUCCCUUUGCUUGGACGCCCUCCCCCCCCACUCCCGGUGGGGCCGGGGGUGGGGGGGGAGUCGGGGCUGGAGAGAGACUGGCGACCCCCGCCCGCCCCCCUCCUCGGGACCCGCAUAAUUUAUUGAGCUUGGAGCUAGCUCCCCCCACCCGACCCCCAAGGCUGCAGUCUCUCUCCUCACCUUUCCAGCCUGGGACGGGGGGGUUAGGGUGGCCCUGAACCCCCUUCCCCUUUCUCCACACCCCUUC